ACUGGUUUGAUUUCCCUCCUCAAUUUAUGCAACCAAAAAAAGGACUGGCAAACCAGCAAUUCUUUCCUUUUUCGUCUGUCUCUUCCUCUGGUCUCCCUGUCUCCCUCUUUCUCUCUCACGUGCCCUGUUGAGAGAGAUUAGAGGAUGAGAACCAUCUCCACCGCCGCCGCCUUCCGACACCACCACACCACCACCAAAAACCUACCCUUAUUUUGAACGCGAAAGAAAACCCCCCUCACCAGAAUGGGCGGAGAAAAACACAGGUUUCUCAUGCACAUCUGGUACUAUCUUUUUUUAUUUUCCACCCUUUUCUUCAUCAUCAAUAUCCACCAUGUAAGCGCAGACGAUUUCGCUGUUAUGAGAUCAUUGGCUCAGGGAUUAAACGGGACGAAUUGGUCUGGAAGUAACCCAUGUGAAUGGAAAGGGAUUCAAUGUGAUUCAAGCGGCAGAGUUACGGAGAUUGAUCUUAGCGGCAGGUUUAUAACAGGGCAAUUAACCCCCGAUUUGAACCAACUUUCCAGCCUUCAAACCUUGAAUUUACGGAACAAUCAAAUUACCGGCCUUUUACCUUCCUUAUCAAACCUAGCAAACCUCCAAGAUGUUUUCCUGGAUUCCAACAGCUUCACUUCUGUCCCAAAGGAUUUUUUAUCUGGCUUGACAAGUUUACAGACGUUUAGCAUUAGUUCCAAUCCGAGACUCGCUCAAUGGAGAAUCCCUGAUACCCUUAAGGAUUCUACCCAGCUUGUAUCUUUUAUGGCAUCCACGGCUUCUAUAUCAGGUCCAAUCCCGGACAUAUUUGAAUCUUUUCCCAGUUUACAGAAUCUCAGGCUGUCGUAUAAUAAUAUUUCAGGGCCUCUGCCACCAUCUUUGGCUAAAUCAGGGAUACAGAAUUUGUGGAUUAACAAUCAGAUUCCGAGAUUAAUCGGAAACCUUGAUGUUAUUGGAUCAAUGUCGCAAUUGAUUCAGGUAUGGGUGCAUGUCAAUUACUUUACUGGGCCAAUUCCUGAUCUUUCUGGAUGCAAAUACUUGAUUGACUUACAGCUUCGGGAUAAUAACCUUACUGGUCUAAUUCCGGCUUCUUUAGUUUCCCUUCCGGCGCUGAAGAAUGUGACUUUGAACAAUAACAGGCUUCAGGGUCCUAUGCCUAGUUUUCGGAAUGAUGUUAAUGCUACUAUUGGAACAGAUAACAAUAGAUUUUGUAAUCCAAGUCCAGGAACUUGUGAUCCUCAGGUAACAAUAUUACUUCAGGUUGCUAGUGAUUUGGGCUAUCCGUUUGUAUUAGCUGAAUCUUGGAAGGGGAAUGAUGCUUGUCAAAAUUGGGAAUCUAUAACUUGCAUUUCAGGAAGAGUUACUGUGAUCAAUUUUGCUGCUCGAAAUUUUACUGGGACAAUCUCUCCUGCUAUUGCUAAUCUCACCUCAUUGAGGUCUUUGAUUUUGAACAAUAACAGUUUAACUGGUCCUAUACCAUCUAGCCUCACCAGUUUGCAAGGCUUGACCCUCCUUGAUGUUUCCAACAACAAUGUCUCAGGAAAAAUACCACCAUUUGGCCCAACCGUGACGGUAAAAACUUCCGGCAACCCGUUUAUUGGAGUUGAUUUACCCAGCUCUUCUCCUGGAUCUAAGGCAGGAACUACAAGAAAAGCUUCUGUGUCACCGUGGAUUGUUGUUGUGGUUUUAGUUGUCGUCAUCACAAUGGUUGUUUUGGGCUUGGUACUUUACAGGAGAUGUUUGAAGAAAAGGAAUAAAUUUAAGUGGGAAAAAGGCACUGAGAAAAGGGAAAAUUCACAAAAGAUUGACAGUGGAUCAACCAGUGAAACUGGUUCUCAAACCAGUGAUGGCCGUAGUGGUCCUAUCGCAAUUGAUAAACUACGAGAAGUGACAGGAAAUUUCAAUGAGAAAAACAUAUUAGGGCGAGGGGGAUUCGGCAUUGUAUAUAAAGGACAACUUCAUGACGGGACACAGAUAGCUGUGAAGAGGAUGGAAUCACUUGCUACCACCCAAAAAGGUCUAGAUGAGUUUAAGGCAGAAACUGAUGUGCUCUCAAAGGUGAAGCAUCGGAACUUGGUGGCCCUCGUUGGCUUUUGUGUCAAUGGAAAUGAGAGGCUUCUAGUUUAUGAAUAUAUGCCUCAAGGAACACUGGCACAACAUCUCUUUGGUUGGCAGGAAAGAGGCGUCCCACCGCUCUCUUGGAAGCAAAGACUAGCCAUAGCAUUGGAUGUUGCCAGAGGAGUUGAAUACCUUCACGGCUUGGCGCAUCAAAGUUUCAUCCACAGGGAUCUCAAACCUUCUAACAUCCUCCUAGGAGACGACAUGAGAGCAAAAGUUUCCGAUUUUGGUUUGGUCAAAAGUGCACCUGAUGGGAAGUACUCAAUCGAGACAAGACUUGCUGGGACUUUUGGGUAUCUUGCACCUGAAUAUGCAUCCACCGGCAGAGUGACAGCAAAAGUUGAUGUAUUUGCAUACGGGGUGAUCUUAAUGGAGAUAAUUACUGGCCGAAAGUCUCUGGACGACACUCUACCAGAAGAGAAAUCUCAUCUAGUGGCAUGGUUCCGUAAAGUCAUUGUUAACAAGGAAGAUAUCAGAGCAUACUUAGAUCCGACACUAGAACCAGAUGAAGAAACUUUCAAAUGCAUUUGCGAAGUGGCAGAAUUAGCGGCCCAUUGCACAGCUCGUGAGCCGAAUCAGAGGCCAGCCAUGGGGCAUGUAGUCAGUGUCUUGUCUCCUCUCGUCAACCAAUGGAAACCUUUUUCCCAUGAGGAGGAAGAGGGUUUCGGCAUUGAUCUAAGUAUGAGCCUCCCUGAAGCCUUGGCAAAGUGGAAAGAUAGUGAGUUCAACGAGGAUUUGACCGACACAAGUAGUCACCUGUUUGGAAAGAACAGUACUGGAUUCACUCACACAGCCAGAACCUCUUCACAGACCACAAGAUCUUACGAGUGAAUAAGUCUGGGCUUCAUUUUGAUAGGACAUCUUGCUCUUGAAACAUGUACAGACUUAUUAUUAGAGGAAUGACUUACUUUAUCUUCAUUUUUAAUAGCCAUACAAAAGCCAUUUGAUUUUUCAGAUCACUUUUGAUUCUCAGAGGUAGUUUCACAAAUCUAGGUUCAUUAUCUGUAAAUGCAGC
This is a messenger RNA of Oldenlandia corymbosa var. corymbosa, 3121 nucleotides long. The record is from the annotation of a GenBank genome assembly. NCBI's taxonomy places the organism in Eukaryota, Viridiplantae, Streptophyta, Magnoliopsida, Gentianales, Rubiaceae.